Messenger RNA from Camelina sativa (false flax), 804 nucleotides. RefSeq lists its product as uncharacterized. The record is from RefSeq and is a predicted model, not a curated record. Lineage: Eukaryota; Viridiplantae; Streptophyta; Magnoliopsida; Brassicales; Brassicaceae.
AACACUAUAACACAUGCUUUAUUAAUUACAUAAUACAAAAAUUUAAUUUAGUUAGUUGGAGUGGAGAUCUCAUACAGGCAACCGCAACAAUUUUUUUUGUUAAAAAAAUCAACAGAUCUACUAAACUACUAUUUCCUUUUCAUAGCACAAAGCAAACUUGGCCUACUACUUAAAGUAAACACCAUCAGGAGGAGAAAGAUUCAAGAACACACCUAACAGAAGAAAAAAAAAAAGACAUUCACCUUUUUCAUACACACCACACCAGAGACCAUGUUUAGAGCCAUGAGCACUAGGAAACCCCAUGGUGGCUAUGAAAAGCUCGGCGAGGAAGAAGCGAGGUUGAAAAGGGUCGCGAGCGUUCCGGCUGGUGUUUAUGGUCAAUCAAGAAACCCGAUGGAUCAAGAGGUGAAGAAGACACCGACGACGACGACGGUGAAACCAACCGGUGGUUCUGUUCAUCCUUUGUUCAGUUUCUUUGACGUUCAUUUCCAAAGGAAGAAGAAGAAGACUAUGACGAAGAAGAAGAGUUUGGCGACUUCGAAACCCGAGUUUGCGAGGUAUAUGGAGUAUGUGAAGGAAGGAGGUGUGUGGGAUCCGAGUUCUAACGCACCUGUGAUUCAUUACAGAUAGAUUGGUCAAGAAAAAAACGAAUAAAAAGAUUUGUAUAUUAUUCUCUUUUCUUUUAAUAUAUAUAAUCUCUUGAAAAAGAAUCCAACAAUUCUGUAAGUCGAUUUGAAACGAUGGAUUAAGCAAUGAAUUUGUACACUUUAAAUGGUUAUUUCAAGAAUAAGAUAAAUUCAAAAA